AUGCAAUGUCGGUGUUUCGCGUCGCGUCGUCCUGCUGGACUUGCCGCCUUGCGUGGAAAUUCGGGCAGCAGAAAUUGGACAAGAUUCGCUUCACGUUACGGCCGCGAUUCCGUGCAGCCACACGAUGGGCGGACUUUCCGCGUGCGCGCAGCAGCCUCCGCGGGUAGCGCGGCGGCGAAAUCCGCGGAGGCGGAAGAGAGCACAGUGGCGGAAGACAUGAAGCAGCGGAGAGGCCUCCGCGGCAAGACCGAGGCUGACGUCAUCGUCAUCGGUUCCGGAAUCGGCGGGCUCUGCUGCGGCAGCCUCCUGGCGCGCUACGGCCGCGACACGCUCGUUCUCGAAAGCCACUACCUCCCAGGCGGCGCGGCGCACGGCUUCACGCGGAACGGCUUUUCGUUUGACACGGGCCCGUCGCUGUUCUCGGGAUUGUCGUCGCGCGGCCCGCAGGCGAACCCGCUCGCGCAGGUUCUCGACGCGCUGGGGGAGACCGUGCCGUGCGCGGCGUACGACAGCUGGAUGUGCUACCUCCCUGAAGGGGACUUCUUGUCGCGCAUCGGCCCUUCUCACUUCAUUGAGGUGCUGCGGCAGCGUGUGGGGGAGGGCGCCGUGCAGGACUGGCGGAAGCUCAUGGCCGCGGUUGAGCCUCUUGCGGGCCCCUCAAUGGCCCUCCCUCCAGCUGCUCUCCGUGCCGAUCCUGCCGUGCUGCUCACUGCAGGGCUGAGGUACGGCCCGAGCCUGCUCCGCACGUUCGGCAGCGCUGGGCCUGCAGCUGCACUCAACGCGUUGAAGCUCAUGGGCCCAUUCUCCUCACUAGCAGACUCAGUGGGCGUGAAGCACCCCUUCGUGCGCAACUGGAUCGACCUGCUCUCGUUCCUGCUGUCGGGACAGAAGGCCGACGCCACCAUUGCGGCUGAAGUGGUGUACAUGUUUGCAGAGUGGUACAAGCCUGGCAGCGUCAUGGAAUAUCCUCUCGGCGGCCCCGAGGCGAUUAUCAAGGCGCUUAUAAGGGGGAUGGAGAAGAACGGCGGGCAGCUCUCCCUGAACUGCCACGUGGACAGCAUAGUGGUGGAGGGCGGCCGGGCAGUCGGCGUAAAACUUAAAUCCGGGCAGAUAAUCCGCGCCCGUACGGCCGUGGUGAGUAAUGCAUCGGUGUGGGAUACAAUGCGCCUGCUGCCGCCCGGGAGUGUACCUGGGGAGGACCGGAAAGAGAGAGAGGCUACACCCGAGUGUGAUUCAUUCAUGCACCUGCAUCUCGGGAUCAAGAAGAAGAAUCUUCCUGCUGACCUGGAGAUCCAUCACAUCGUGGUCAACGAUUGGUCGGUGGGCGUCGACGCGCCUCAAAACGUGGUCCUCAUCUCCAUCCCGACGGUUCUCGACGCGUCGCUGUCGCCACCUGGCACCGUCUCAUUGCACGCGUACACCCCGGGGACCGAACCAGCCUCCCUGUGGGAAGGCCUGGAUAGGCGAUCGCCUGAGUACAAGAAGCUGAAGGAGGAGCGGGCCGAGGUGAUGUGGAAGGCAGUGGAAAGAGUACUUGGUCCAGGUUUCUCACGUGAUCAGUGUGAGCUGGCAUUGGUGGGUACGCCCUUGACUCAUGGGAGGUACUUGAGAAGGCACCGAGGAACUUAUGGCCCGGCAAUCAAGGCAGGCGAGGGGACUUUCCCAGGCUCGACAACGCCGCUUCCGGGCCUGUUUUGUUGUGGGGAUUCAACGUUUCCGGGGAUCGGUGUGCCUGCGGUUGCAGCUAGUGGAGUGGUGGCAGCUAACACACUGACCCCUGUGUGGGACCACUGGAAGUUGCUUGAUGCUAUUGGCAUGGCGACGUCGACAGAAGAUGGCGAAGCGGAUUACAUGCGGUAUCUAGACUCGGAGCAAGCAGUCAUGGAUUACGACAUGUGCGACGAGGACAGCGACGAAUGCGACGCUUUUGACUAUACCGACGACAGCAGCGACGCGGACAGCCAAGACGGCUCACAACAAGGGGACUGGGACUGGGACGCGACCCCUCGGCGGGAUAGAACGGCCGAAGCGCGGCAAUUUCAAGGAGAAGACGACUCGGACGAGGACAACGACAUGUUGGACGGCGCUGCUGACGUGAGUGCGCAGCAGGCGGCGCGCGGGCGGGACAUUCAGGGCAUACCGUGGGAGCGGCUGCACUUCACGCGCGCCAAGUACCGCGACAUGCGCCUGCAGCAGUACAAGAACUACAAGAACCUCGACGUCCCGUUAGACGCUGUGGAAAAGGAAGUGAAGCAGGUCAGCACAGACGCCGAGUUCUACUGCUUCGCCUACAACACGCGCGCUGUCAAGUCCACCAUCGUGCACUUCCAGCUGCGCAACCUAGUGUGGGCGACGUCGAAGCAUGACGUGUACACGAUGCACGGCCACACCAUCAGCCACUACUCCGCGCUCUCCCGCCGCUCCGUUGACUUCCUUGACCUCAGCGGACCCGUCGUGCCCAUCUUCCAUCUACAGCGCGCGCCCUGGCUGUACCACCAGCGCGCCACCACUGCCACACUGCGCCCAGGCGGACCCCGGCUCUAUGGGGGCGGGGCGACAGGGGGAACGGGCGGAGCAGGCGGGGGAGUAGCCACUGGCGCGGGGGUAGCAGCAGGGCCGGGGAGAGGGGACGGGGGGGGAGGGGCGGCGGCAGGGGGGAAUGGGGCAGGAAUGGCGGAUGAUGGGACGUGGGAGCCAGUUGGCCGGGUGCAGGUGAGCACGUUGUGUGUGCGCAACGGACUGGUGGCAGCGGGGGGCUUCAACGGCGAGAUGGUGUGCAAGCGGCUGGACAGCGGCGCAGAGGGCGGCGUGUCGUAUGCUGGGCGGAUUACCAGAGACGAGAGCGCCAUCACGAAUGCUGUAGAGAUCUUUGAGUCUGCCAGUGGAGCAGUGCGAGUGCUGACGUCCAACAACGACUGCCUGGUGAGGGAGUUCGACGCUGACUCCUUCGCCAUCAUCGCCCGCCACCACCUGCCAUGGCCCAUCAAUCACACGUCCGUAUCGCCCAACGGCAAGCUGGUGGUGGUGGUGGGGGAUGACCCAGACGCCUUCCUUAUGGACGCCACAUCUGGCCGGGUGGUGGCCCCUCUGAGUGGCCAUGUGGACUAUUCCUUUGCAUCGGCAUGGCACCCCAACGGCCUCACGUUCGCCACCGGCAAUCAGGACACCACCUGCCGUGUCUGGGACCUGCGCUGCCUCUCCCGCUCCCUCGCCACCCUCAAGGGCCGCAUGGGCGCGAUCCGGUCCGUCCGUUUCUCAUCCGACGGCCGGUUUUUGGCCGUGGCGGAACCAGCGGAUUUCGUGCAUGUGUAUGAUGUGAAGGGGGAGUAUGAGAGGAGCCAGGAGAUCGAUCUGUUUGGGGAAAUUGCGGGGGUGUCGUUCUCUCCGGAUUCGGAAGCGCUCUUUGUGGGUGUGGCUGAUCGCACGUACAGCAGUUUGCUGGAGUUCAAUCGGGCGCGGUGUUGUGACUAUAUCGAUGCCACCGUGUGA
This is a messenger RNA of Closterium sp. Yama58-4, 3489 nucleotides long. The record is from the annotation of a GenBank genome assembly. NCBI's taxonomy places the organism in Eukaryota, Viridiplantae, Streptophyta, Zygnematophyceae, Desmidiales, Closteriaceae.